Fulmarus glacialis (Northern fulmar) is the source of this 654-nucleotide messenger RNA. Its product is annotated as cytochrome P450 2W1-like. The record is from RefSeq and is a predicted model, not a curated record. NCBI's taxonomy places the organism in Eukaryota, Metazoa, Chordata, Aves, Procellariiformes, Procellariidae. Gene Ontology annotation, molecular function: iron ion binding; oxidoreductase activity, acting on paired donors, with incorporation or reduction of molecular oxygen, reduced flavin or flavoprotein as one donor, and incorporation of one atom of oxygen; heme binding. Gene Ontology annotation, biological process: xenobiotic metabolic process. Gene Ontology annotation, cellular component: cytoplasm; intracellular membrane-bounded organelle.
GAGAAAAACAAGAAAGACAGCCUCUUCCAUGAUGACAACUUAAUAGCAUCCAUACUCGACCUGGUCAUGGCAGGAACAGAGACCAUAGCCACAACGCUCCAGUGGGCCAUCCUGCUGAUGAUGAAAUACCCAGAGAUUCAAAAAAAGGUGCAGGAGGAGAUUGGGAGAACCGUCAAAGCUGGAAGCGGGCCACGUAUGAGGAUCGGAAUGCCGUUUACAAAUGCGGUGCUACACGAAGUGCAGAGGUUUAUCACCCUCCUGCCCCACGUUCCCCGCUGCACUGCUGUUGACACCCACUUCAGGGGCUACUUCCUUCCCAAGGGUAUAAUUGUAAUCCCGUCGCUCACCUCAGUGCUGCUGGAUAAGACACAAUGGGAGACACCACAUCAGUUCAACCCCAAUCACUUUCUUGAUGCUGAAGGGAAUUUUGUAAAGAGAGAGGCUUUCCUGCCCUUCUCCACAGGACGAAGGAACUGCAUUGGAGAAAGCCUCGCCAAGAUGGAACUGUUUGUCUUCUUCGUAGGGUUGCUGCAGACAUUUACUUUUCAACCCCAGCCAGGAGUUUCAGAGUCUGACUUGGACCUUACCGUCCCCCAAACGACUUUCACAUUAAGGCCUCAGCCUCAGGCAACCUGUGCUGUCCUGCGUGAAUAA